Messenger RNA from Ostrinia furnacalis (Asian corn borer), 1169 nucleotides. RefSeq lists its product as uncharacterized. Lineage: Eukaryota; Metazoa; Arthropoda; Insecta; Lepidoptera; Crambidae. The record is from RefSeq and is a predicted model, not a curated record. The transcript has 5 exons. The coding region runs from base 51 to 818 and encodes 255 amino acids. Gene Ontology annotation, biological process: multicellular organismal reproductive process.
GUUUUAUUUUACAUUUAUAACUCGUUCGGAGUGAAAUAGAGUAAGUCAAAAUGUGGACGCCGAUUAAAAUUGUAUUUGUUGGGAUUUGUGUGAGUGAAGUGUAUGGGAGAAGAGUUGAUAAUGCAACGCGCGGGGAGAAUGUUGGGAAACCAACACCAUGCCACUACAGUGAUCCGAAUGUAGCCGAGUGCAUCCAACGCAUGGCGGAGCAAGCGCGCCAUCUGCUGGCGCAAGGGGUUCCAAGCCUGAACAUCCAGGCUCUGGAACCGCUGAAGGUCCCCAGCAUCAGGCUACGGCAGCACAACAUGCCGAAGAACAAGUUCAAAUAUGACGCGUGGCUGUCCGAUAUCAUGCUGAGGGGACUGACGAAUUACACCUUCAAUAAUUUGGACGUAUACCCCGAAGACCUCAGAGUAACCGCAAACAUAAGUCUUCCGAGAUUGGAGAUGACAGGCGACUACGUGGUGCUGGGCGAAUUCCAGAUGCUUCCAGUGGAGUCCACUGGAAAACUCUCAGCCAAUUUCACAACAUGUACAGCUGCUUUAGAAGCUUUGGGUGCUCGGGUCCACAAGCGGAUGGUCAUCAGGGAUGCUACGGUACACCUGCGCUGCUUGGGCGAUCUGAAGGCCAGCCUUGAUGAUGCGCAUUCUACGACAGACAAAAUGGAGAUGAUAACAGACCACAUAGCUGCUAUGCACUCAGAGGAUAUCAUCAAGGAGAUCCAGCCAGCCGUGGAGACCUCUCUGGCGAUGGUGCUGGAAGACGUGGCCAACAAGUUCCUCAAGCACAUACCCUCGGAAAUGGUCUUCCCGAACUAAGGAUAUUUUAAACGCAUUUAAAUCAUUAGCAUCAUAAUUUAGCCACAGGACGUCCACUGCUGAACCUAGUGCAUUUAAAUACAAAAACCGAUUACUUAUACAGGCUGCUUCUUUGAUAGGUGCUUAACCAAAAGGAUUGAUUCUACUACUAAUAUUAUUUGUUUUUGACGAAGUGUAUAAAAGUUGUUAAUGAGUAUUGAGUAUAGAAUAUAAUCAACAUAAUAUGUAGCUAUUAAAUGUAAUUGUAAACAUUAUUACUAAUUUUCAGUCCAAUGUGGAAGAAAGUGGUAACUACUUUAUUUAUUGUUAUUAAAUGUUGAACAUUCUUGUAUAAAAUAAUGUAACUUAUUG